AUGUCAGUGUUCUUUUCCAAUACACGAAAUUAUUCUUUCAUCUCUCGGAUCUGUACCGUGACAUGGCAUCAGAGCCUGGUUUCGAUCCAGGGGACCUGUGGGUUAUGGGCCCACCACGCUUCCGCUGCGCUCCCAACGCAAGAAACCGGCUUGCUUGGUGCUAAGCCUUCAUCUUUUCCGCUCGACCAGAACCACCGACUAGCCAUCUCGAAGAGUGAUGUGCUGCCCGAUCCUGAACCCUAUCGACGACUCAUCGGACGCUUGUUGUACUUGCUUGCGACUCGGCCUGAUAUAACAUAUGCUGUCCAUACUUUAUCUCAGUUUAUGCAGGAGCCUCGGGUCGAUCAUUGGGACGCUGCACUACGGGUGGUUCGAUAUUUGAAGCGCAAUCCCGGACAAGGGAUUCUAUUACGUGCCGACUCUGAUCUCCGCCUUUAUGGUUGGUGUGAUUCCGAUUGGGCAGGUUGUCCCAAGACUCGCAAAUCUUUGUCAGGUUGGAUUAUUCAGCUCGGUACUUCACCGAUAUCUUGGAAGUCAAAGAAACAAAACACGAUCUCUCUUUCCUCCGCUGAAGCUGAAUAUCGAGCGAUGGCGGUUACUACGUGUGAAUUGCUCUGGCUAAAGGGUCUUCUGCACUCUCUUGGUGUCACUCAUUCUGAACCGAUGCUUCUUCAUUGUGAUAGCCAAGCGGCUCUCCAUAUAGCUGCCAACGAUGUUUUCCAUGAUCGCACGAAGCAUAUCGAAGUCGCUUGUCAUUUUUUUCGCCAUCAUAUCUCUUCUCAUGCCAUUGUUACUCGCCAUGUCUCAACAUUACAACAACUUGCAGAUAUAUUCACGAAGGCCCUCGGCAAGAAGGAAUUCGACGUUUUUUUAGCCAAGUUGGGCAUCCAUAAUCUGUAUGCUCCGACUUGA
Tarenaya hassleriana is the source of this 912-nucleotide messenger RNA. RefSeq lists its product as uncharacterized. Bases 1 to 912 code for a protein of 303 amino acids. The transcript has a single exon. The record is from RefSeq and is a predicted model, not a curated record. Lineage: Eukaryota; Viridiplantae; Streptophyta; Magnoliopsida; Brassicales; Cleomaceae.